AUGGGGUGUGAAAAUAGCAAUUCAAAGCUCAUUUACUUGGCUUUGGCAUCGCUUCAUAUUGACUUUGCUCUUGUUGUCCUGGGCUAUGAGGACAAAGAGUUGGAGGUUUGGAGGAAGAAACCAGCAAGUUACAUCAAAUCCAUAAUGGAAACGUCUGUAGAUUCUGACAAAAAUGAACAUCAGGAACUUGAAAACCAGGGUUCUUCUGCUGAUGGGGUCCGUCCUCAGCGGAGAGGUGCCCAGUGCAGGACGAGACCUACAGAUCUGGUGUUCAUUGUGGACAGCUCCCGAAGUGUGCGCCCCAAUGAAUUUGACAAAGUCAAGAUUUUUGUGUCUCAGGUCAUUGAGGCACUUGAUGUAGGUCCUAAUACAACACGGGUUGGAGUCAUCAACUAUGCCAGUGCUGUCAAGAAUGAAUUGUCCCUAAGAACGCAUCAAACAAAGACCAGCCUGUUACAAGCUGUUCGCAAGAUCGAGCCUCUCUCCACUGGGACCAUGACAGGCCUGGCUAUACAGUUUGCCAUCAACAGAGCAUUCAGUGAAGGGGAAGGAGCCAGGGUGAGAUCCCCAGAGAUCAACAAGGUGGCCAUUGUAGUGACGGACGGUCACCCCCAGGAUGGGGUGAAAGAUGUGUCAGCAAGGGCAAGAGCUCUUGGGAUCGAAAUCUUUGCCAUUGGUGUGGGCCGUGUCGACAUGCGUACUUUGCGACAGAUAGCCAGCCAGCCCCUGGAUGACCAUGUGGAUUAUGUCGAAAGUUAUAGUGUCAUUGCGAAGCUGAGCAAAAAGUUUCAGGAAGCUUUCUGCGUUGUGUCAGAUUUGUGUGCCACCGGAGACCAUGAUUGCCAGCAGAUUUGUGUCAGUACAGGAGCCUCGUACGCCUGCGCUUGUGAAGUGGGCUUCACCCUUAACAAUGAUGGGAAGACCUGCAGUGCCAAAGAGAACAAAGAACACACUUUCAGACAGGAAUCUUAG
Messenger RNA from Thamnophis sirtalis, 972 nucleotides. The record is from RefSeq and is a predicted model, not a curated record. NCBI's taxonomy places the organism in Eukaryota, Metazoa, Chordata, Lepidosauria, Squamata, Natricidae.